This is a messenger RNA of Tetrahymena thermophila SB210, 3390 nucleotides long. Its product is annotated as tetratricopeptide repeat protein. The transcript is spliced from 8 exons. The record is from RefSeq and is a predicted model, not a curated record. Gene Ontology annotation, molecular function: protein binding. Lineage: Eukaryota; Ciliophora; Oligohymenophorea; Hymenostomatida; Tetrahymenidae.
AAAAAAAGCAUUUAAUAAUUAAAAAUAUAUAAAAACUAAAAUUUUAAAAAAAUAUAAUUAUAUAAAGAAAGCAUGAUAAAUAACACAACUAAUUAUUUAUAGCAGUAAUUAUAGCAAUAGCAAUACCAAAAUCAAGGAGAUAUUCAAAAAUAAACUGAAAGCCAUUAGCAAAAUUCAAUUUAAUUAAGUAAAUCAAAAUCAUCUAUUAACACGUCUGAGUUGAAAAUAACACAAAACUUGUCACCAAUGAAUUAAUCUCAGAAUUUAAGACAGAAUUUAAACUUGCAAUAAUUUUAAAGCUAGUAAUAGUAAUAUGGGUAGUCAUCGGAAAUCUUCUCAAGUUCAUAGAGUGAUGCUAACUCUACUAGCUCCAAAUUUACUAAAAUGAGACCUCAAAUAGAUUUAGAUAACUUGAUUUUGAUCUGCACCAAAAAACUAUAAAUGGUACCCAAUCACAAAAAAGCGCUGUAUAUUAGAAGUAGUGCGUUUAUCAAACAAUAAAAAUUCAAAGAAGCAAUUAGAGACUGUGACUUGCUUCUCUAAAUUGAAUGUGAAAAUGUAGGAGCAUACUAUCUCAGAGGAUGUGCAUAUGAAAAAUAAAAAUUAAUAGACCAAGCUAUUAGUGAUUUUACAUAGGUUUUAGAACUAGAUCCAAACCAUGUCAAUGCAGCUUAUGCUAAAGCAGCUUGCUUAAAUCUUAAGGGAGACUUUCACACAGCAAUUGAGACUUAUAAGUAAGCUCUAGAAAUAGAUUAGAAAAGAAGUUUGAAUCAGUCUAAUUUAGGCAUUAAAAGAUCUCUUCAAUCUUAUUUAAACAGACAGGAAUCUGAAAGUUUAUCAACUUCUCAGAUUUCAUAGUUGAACCAAGCUAUAGAUGUAUCUCAUUAGUUCAGCAAUAUUCAGCUAAACAGCCCACCAAAUAGCUCUAAAAAUGGUUUUAAUUCAAAGAUGUAAAAUAAUGGACACAGAGAAGUUACUGAUUCCUUUAGUGGCCACGUCUAAGCUGAUAGUUUGAAUAUACCACCAGAAAAUGAAUUUAACUAAUAAAGAGAAGGAUAUAUGACAAAUUCAGGUACAGGUUGGUCCUAAUAAAAUUAAAAGAACUAAAAUUUAUAGUUAUAAAAAGAUUAGCUCAUUACAUAAUAACAGCAAUAAAGGAUGAUGAUGUAAAUGAUUGACUCUUCACCAAAUAAAAAGCAGACAAAUAUAUAAAAUUAAUAUGAAAAUGAAAAUAAUCAACCAAAUAUAAAUAAAUUAACUAAGUAUAAAGAUUAACAGUUUGAUUAAAAUAUUAAUAAUUAGCUUGUAGAGUAAAAAAAUUAGAUUGGCUAGAGUUCUAAAAAUCAUUACAUUAAUGGGUAGAGAAUAUAAUCCAAUGGCAAAGAUCUUUAAAAUUAACAUUCUAGGUCAUAAAUAAACAAUAACUAAGCAGCAAAUAAAGGAUAUAAAGUAAAUACUGAAGAUGAUUUUAUCAAUCCAUAAAAUGGCGAAGAAAGUGAUAAUUAUAUCAAUUAUGGAGAUGUUUCUAGCGGUUUGCAACAAAACCCAUCACUAACAAGCUUUUAAUCUUCAAAUAACAUUGCUUCUGAAAAAUCUUUUCCUAACACACCAGAUCGCUUUUAAAUAAAAUUAUCAUAAUCUGCUUCUAAUAAUAUUUCUGGCAGCUAUUUCAUGUAUCCCGAAUCAAAAGUUUAAGAACAGCUCAAGUAAACUUUUUAACCUCCUAGCAGCCUUGUAGAUAAGAAGGAUAUAGCAGAUUGGUAUCAUAUAAAAGGUUUCGAAGCUCGUAAGAAAGAUCAGCUCGAGCUUGCAAUCGAAUUAUAUACUAUAUCCUUGCAAUUCUAUCCAAACCACUUCAAAGCUAUUUUUAAUAGAGGUUUCGCCCUUGAUAAAUUGAAAUAAUACGAUUUAGCAAUUAAAGACUAUACUAAAGCACUUGAAAUAGAAAAUGGAAAUUGUUAUGCUUAUUAUAAUAGAGGAAUUACAUAUGACAGAAAAGGAUAAUAUGACUAAGCAAUAAAAGACUUUACAUCUGCUAUAGCAUUAAACCCUAAAAAAGCAGAUUUUUACCAUAACAGAGGAUUUGCAUGGAAAAAAAAGGGUUGCUAUAAUGAAGCAAUUUAGGAUUUUACAUUUUGUAUAGAAUUUGAACCUAACCACUUUAAAUCUUUUUAUAAUAGAGGUUCUUGCUUUGAAAAAAUAUAAGAUUUGGAAUAAGCUGAAAAAGAUUUUCUUAAAGCACUAUCUUUGUAACCUAAAAACGUGAGCUGUCUUAAUCACCUUGGUUCCUUGUAUGAAAAAUGCGGUAAACUUGAUGAAGCCUUAAGCUAUUAUAAUCAAUCUAUUGAGUUUGAUCCUAAAUAAGCAACUUCUUACAAUGGAAGAGGGCUUGUACAUGACAAGCUUGGUGAUUACGAAAAAGCUAUGCAAGAUUUUACUCAAGCUAUUCAAUUGGAACCAACUAAUCCCAUAUAUAUCCAUAACAGGGGAUGCUGUUUGAGAAGUGUUGAUAAGCUAGUCGAAUCUAUUAAAGAUUUUGAGCAAGCACUUAAAUUAGAUCCUACAAAUCCAAUAAUUUUAUCUAAUCUUGGAUUAGUAUACCGUAAGAUGGAGAGAUACGACGAAGCCAUUUUUUGUUAUAACAAAGAGUUGGAAUUCGGAGGAAUAAACAUAAGAACGUUAAAUAAUAGAGGAUAUUCUUUUGCAAAAUUAGGUAGAUAUAAAGAAGCCAUCAAUGAUUAUAAUUAAGUUUUGUAGGUUUAAGGCAGCAACUAACAUGCUCUUCAUAAUAGGGGUAUUUGUUAUGAGAGAUUAGGAUAGUUUUAAAAUGCUAUAAAUGAUUUUUCUGCUGUAAUCAAAUCUAAUCCUUCCAAUGCAAAUGCAUACUUUAACAGAGGAUGUUGUUAUGAUAACCUAGGUAAAAUGGAAUUGGCAAUAUAAGACUACUCUAAAGCUUUAGAAAUCGACACCAAAUAAAACAUCCCUAAUAAUAAUGGAGGAAAUAAAAAUCUGAAUACCUAAGAUGAGGUGAAUGAUCAAAUAUAAGACCUUACAUUUUAUGAUAAUCACAAUAAUUAUUUUGAAGAAAAUAAAACUCUUCAGCACAAUAACAUGAAUAUAAAUAAUUACUCCUUUCAAUAAAAUAAUAGUUAAGUUGGGGUGGAUAAUAAUCAAAUUAAAAUGGAUAAUCACUAAAAUAUAGCUUAAAGAAAUAACUAAGCAAUUAAAAAAGAUGAAUUGCUAACUAAAACCAAAUAAUAAACCACAAAUUAUCAACAAUAAUAAACAACACAGAUUUAAAAAAUUUAACAAAAUAAGCAAGUUAAUUAAGAAAACCUAAUUUAAGCCAAACCCAGAAUUUCAGCAUAAGGAAUCUAAACUCAUUAAUGA